This is a messenger RNA of Anarrhichthys ocellatus (wolf-eel), 3344 nucleotides long. RefSeq names its product mitogen-activated protein kinase kinase kinase kinase 1 (gene map4k1). Gene Ontology annotation, cellular component: cytoplasm. The transcript has 32 exons. Gene Ontology annotation, biological process: intracellular signal transduction; protein phosphorylation. The record is from RefSeq and is a predicted model, not a curated record. The coding region runs from base 192 to 2804 and encodes 870 amino acids. Gene Ontology annotation, molecular function: MAP kinase kinase kinase kinase activity; ATP binding. Lineage: Eukaryota; Metazoa; Chordata; Actinopteri; Perciformes; Anarhichadidae.
UAGCAGGCUGAGACACAGAAACAGGAAGGUGAGAAUGUGUGUGUGUGAGUGUGAAACGGCAGCCUAACGUCACACGACACACAGCCAAGUGUGCCGCUCACUUCUUCUGAGUUUUGUCCGUUUUGUUGCCUGUGAAAGGAGAGUGUUUGUGACAUGCCUGAGGAGGAAUAUUAGCAACAUCAACGCACAAAAUGAAUUUCCAACACAGGGCAGCACUGGAUAUAUCCACCAGGAACCCUCAGGAUGAUUUUGAGAUUCUGCAGAGGUUCGGAGGAGGAACUUACGGGGACGUUUACAAGUCACGUAACAAGCAGAACGGAGAGCUGGCAGCCAUCAAGGUCAUCAAGAUGGAAGCAGAUGAUGAUUUUUCUGUCAUCCAGCAGGAGAUCGUCAUAGUGAAGGGCUGCAAACACCCCAACAUAGUGGCUUAUUUUGGCAGCUACAUACGAGAUUAUAAACUGUGGAUCUGUAUGGAGUUCUGUGGAGGAGGCUCCCUGCAGGACAUCUACCAUGUGACUGGUCCUCUGGCUGAGCCACAGAUCGCCUACAUCUGCAGGGAGAUGCUGCAGGGUCUGGACUACCUGCAUGCACAGAAGAAAAUCCACAGAGACAUCAAGGGUGCCAACAUCCUCAUCAACGACUGGGGCGAGGUCAAGCUGGCUGACUUUGGGAUCUCGGCUCAGAUCACUGCCACUCUGGCUCGGCGGAUGUCCUUUAUCGGGACGCCAUAUUGGAUGGCUCCGGAGGUGGCAGCGGUGGAGAUUAAAGGUGGCUACGAUGAACGCUGCGACAUCUGGUCUGUGGGCAUCACAGCCAUCGAGCUGGCGGAGCUACAGCCGCCGAUGUUUGACGUCCACCCGCUGAGAGUCCUGUUUCUCAUGUCCAAGAGCGGCUACCAACCUCCCAAACUGAAGGACAAGUCUAAAUGGUCCUCCAUGUUUUAUAACUUUGUAAAGGCCAUGCUGGUGAGGAACCCGAAGAAGAGACCCAGUGCCUCCAAGUUGCUCUCAAACAUGUUUUUGACCCAGCAGUGCCUGAAACGGGAGCUGACGCUGGACCUGCUGGAGAAGUGUCAACACCCUGAGAAACACAAGUCCUGCCUGCUGACGGAGGACGACGAGAUGGAGGUGACGCUGCCUGGAUCUCUGAGGAGGAUCCAGUCUGUCAACAAACACAACCAGGCAGAGAGGACAAACUCUGCCACCAGCAUGGAACAGAUUUACACUCAGAGGCCUAUGAAGAACCAAUCGCCAACCGCUACAUUAACACCUUCACUUGGAUCCACCGGCAGUAGCAAGAGUCCAUUAGGGGAUCAGGACACAGACGACGACGACGACGACGACUAUGACGAUGUGGGCGUCCCUACGAUACCAGGCACCAGUCGCAUAAUGCCAGCCAAUGAAACUCCACCUCCACUCCCGCCAAAGCCUAAAACCCGGACCAGCUCAGAGGAAAGCAUGGCGGGGGAGGAAGAGCGGGUGAGGAAGCUCUGCUUGCCGCUCACCCCCCUCACUCGCACCAGGACCUCCAGUGGGACGCAGGUUCGACCAACGCUCCAACCACGACCCUCGCGACUCUCAGACCCUCUAUCCUUACCUGUCCAGUUGAUUGAAAACCCGGCAGACCUCCUUCCUCCUCAGCUCCCCCCUAAAAUCAGACUCAGGCGGAAACCUCCAUCAAAGGACCCUGCUGAGUGUGUCAGCCCCAUCGUGAAGAAAUCACCCGUCUACUUUAAAAAGAUCUUCAAUGGCUGCCCUCUUAAAAUAAACUGCUCCACGAUGUGGGAAAACCAAGCUACCAAAGACAAGCACCUGAUCCUGGGGGCAGAGGAAGGGAUCUACACCCUUAACCUGAGCGGCUCCGAAGCCACAAUGGAGCUGCUGUAUCCGGGGAAGUGUACCUGGGUCUACACCAUCAAUAACGUCCUCAUGUCUGUAUCAGGUAAGUCCUCACAGCUCCACUCCCAUUCACUGAAGGAGUUGUACGAACAGGCUCGCAGGGACCAGAGGAUGGUUUCCUUGUCGACUCACAGGCUGUUACCAAGGAAAUGUGCAGUGACGUGUAAAAUACCAGACACCAAAGGCUGCAAGACCUGCUCAGUCGAGAGAGAGCCAACCAAAAACUAUUCUCCUGCAGCAGAUAACGUGCAGCGAGGCUGCGUGUUCCUGUGCUGUAGUCUGGAGUCCAGUGUAAUCCUGCUGCAGUGGUACGAGCCCAUGCACAAGUUCAUGCUCAUUAAGAAUUUUGACUUCCCCCUGCCCAACCCUCUGCGGGUGUUCGAGAUGGUGACGGUGCCCCAGCAGGAGUACCCGCUGGUGUGCAUCGGCGUCUCUCUGGGAUCCAGCCCCAACAUGCCCGUCAUUGUAGAAUACAUCAACCUCAACUCCAACACAUCCUGGUUCACCAACUCUGGCCUGGAGAGACCUUGCCCAGAUGUAGUUCAAGUAAACCAGUUAAGCAGUAGCUCACUGCUCGUCCUCAUAGAAAAGUCGGUGCAUAUAGUCGGUCUGAAGGGGGAGCUGAAGAGCAACAGGCCUCCGACACGAGACACCACCUUCUCUCAUGCUAUCGAGUCUAUAGUGUAUUAUGAGGACACGCUGCUGGCAGUGUGGCGUCACGGCUGGCAGAGGAGAGGACAAGGUUUCACUGAGGUGCUGGAGGAAACCACCGACCACAGAAAGAUCUACAGACUGGUGCAGUCCGACAGGAUGGUCGUCCUGGAGACGCAUCAGACCGAGGACCAGUCGGGAAUGUCCAACCUGUACGUCCUGGAAAUUGCCGAGAACUAUGUCAUGCUGCCUUGACUCUCCCGUCUGCUGGCGUGGGGGCAUCAUGGGGAAACUCCCACUCGUAUAUGAAUGCCCCCACGCAGGAUUUUCAUCUGUCAUCAUUAUCUCUGACAGGCGUGGAUGCCAAAGUAUUUUAGGAGAGGAGAUAUGUAAGAGGGUUAAAUGAUGGCAGGAUGUUGCGAAAUUCAAACUGACCAAAGAGGAAAGUUGUGUUGAGGCCUUCAAUCUGAGGGAGUCUGCUCUUAUUUAUGCUGAUUUGUGUGAUCCAGAACAACUUCCAGAAUCCAGACAGCUGAGAAAACCCUAAAAUGAACAGAGAAGGAAGGUCCUCCUCUAACACUAAAGAGGAGUAUCUGCUUUCUCCUGCAGGGACUGAAAUAUUGUGGAUGUCUUCCAGCAAAUGCGUGGAUGGACUCUUGCUGUGUAGUUUGUAUGCCAGCGUUCAAGAUGCACACUUCUCACUGCCGUUACAUUGUAAUAAAGUCAAAGAACACAACAUGAGGUGAGCUGUACUGAUCUUGGAGCGUUAAGUGUUAAUAAAGCGUGAACAUUAUA